Molecule: messenger RNA, 675 nt
Organism: Folsomia candida
Lineage: Eukaryota; Metazoa; Arthropoda; Collembola; Entomobryomorpha; Isotomidae
Exons: 3
Coding region: 114-614 (166 amino acids)
Source: RefSeq, a predicted model, not a curated record
UGCCAAAUCAAUCCAUCAUAAAUGAUAAGCCGAGCUGUAUAAAACGCUCUGCCUUGCGAAUAAAUUCAAUCAAACGAUUCCAAACUUUUCCAGAGUCCGAAGCAAGAGUGAAAAUGUUUUCGAAAAACGUUGCCCUCGUCGUGGUCGCCAUUUUGGGGACGUGUUCCGCCCUCUCGCUGACACAUAGUCGGAACCCUUCCUCCAUUUCUCGCAAGGGUGGACCGGUCGCUCCCUUCGGGACGGUUGAUCCCGUCGCCAGAUGUGGCGGCGUCGGAACUCAGCUUGGGCUCCGUAUCUCUGACUGCAACGGGGUCUGCACUCUAACCCCAGGAACCGUGUACAACUGCGAAAAUGACUUCAUUCCAAGUUCUGCCUCCCCCUCGUUGUCUUUGUGGGUUGAGGUCUGCCUUAGGGGAUUUUGUACGAUCAUCAUCCAAACCGAGUUGCCCGGGUCGUCCGUCCAGCCCGGGUUGAUGUACACGGUAAAAUACUCCAUCGUCCCGAACGACAUCUUGUCCGGGGAGACGAUCGAGUUCCGCGGAUAUAUUUACCACACGGAUAACAUGCUCUUGGAAAUCUGUGUCUCUGCCGAUAUGCACAUUUUACAGACUUAACCAUUUAAUUUUGCAUGUUCUUUUCUCCAAAUUUCGUGAAUAAAAAAAUAUUCCAAUUUUA